CUCGUUCUUCCAUGGGAGUGCCCUAGUGUUGUACCUCAACGCCAUGCCUUCGCUUCGCCAGCCAGUUUGCCCGCCAACGCGUCCCAGAGACGCCGCGUCGCGAGUACCAUAGACAUUAUAGACAACCCGGAUACGUUUCCCGAUUCCCGCUUUUAAGAUGAGGUGGUGUCUCCUGCUACUGGCGCUAGCCUCGGCCCGCGGGCAGGACACGUGUCAAUCCAGCCCCGAACCCCAGUACCUGCUCUUCGGCACCAAGACCGCCUACAACUACGUCAACAGGAACCUGCCCAAUCUCAACCCGCAGAACAUACCGGGAUGCCAAGCGAAAGCUAUCUGGCUACUGAACCGGCACGGAGCUACCAACCCAGAGGCGGAUGAACUGCCCCAGCUGCAGCACUUGACUGCCUUCCGGGACAAUGUCGUGAAGAACUACAACAAUGGUUACGACAAGGAGCCCAGGAUGUGUCUCGGCGACCAAUCGCUGCUCGCUCGCUGGGGGUGGAUCCCGCGGCAAAACUUGACGUUUGCCGGGGACUUGACUACUAACGGCUACAUGGGGACUCAGGAGCUGGCUCAGAGCUGGGUCUCCCGCUAUCCUAGCCUUCUGACUGACAACAAGCACGAUUACUUGUUCAAGUUCGCGAAGGACAAGCGGUCCUUAGAAUCCUUCCACGCCUUCACUGCGGGCCUGUUCCGGUCUCGUCCGGAAGACCUUGAAUUGCCGCAAGUAAACGACGAAACACUGGUCAUGCCGGACAAGUUCUGCCCAACCUGGAGCAGAGAUAUCGGAGAUAGCAACGAGACCCUCAGACAGCGGGACAUCUUCGAAUCCAAGCAUGAGUGGGAGGACAUGGUGGCCAACAUAUCCUCGCGCCUCGGUUUCACGUACAACAUCGACCGCAGCAUCAUCAAGGACAUCUACCAGAUGUGCCGCUACAACAAGGCGUGGGAUAUCACGCAGAUAUCACCCUGGUGCUCGGCAUUCUCCCGCGAAGACCUCCGACGUUUCGAGUACUCUGAAGACCUGGAGACGUUCUACAAGUAUGGCUACGGUUCGGAGACAAGCCCCAAGCUGGCCUGCCCGCUCAUCAAGGAUAUGAUGGACUUCUUCCAUAAGCAUGUUGACGCCAAUGUCCCCCAACAGCCUGUCUCACAAAUCUUGUUCGGUGAAGCCCCAGCGUUGCUGCUCCUGACAGGUGCCUUAGGCGGCCGUCGCGACGACGCACCUCUCACUGGAGACAACUUCCAUACUGUCCCGACGCAGAACCGGAAAUGGAGUUCUUCUGUUGCUUCACCUUUUAAUGGGAAUUUGGCCGCAGUUCUGUACAAAUGCAACCCCAACGGCAACUUCGGCUACAAGGACCGUCACCAGAUCCUCUUCCUCCAAAACGAGCAAACCAUGGACCUGCCCUUCUGCAAGGUGGGCCUCUGCGAGUGGCCCGACGUCAAGGUCAGACUCGGGGAAAUCGCGGAUAAGUGUAAUCUUGACUUCUGCAAUGGAGCUGCGUCGAUAAGCGGCGUUGUGGGGUUAAGUCUUGGUUUGGUUGCGUUCUUUGUAAGAUAUCUGUUUUAGGUAACUCAAGUCAAAAAGCCAAGUACGAAAAUCGAAAAUCGAUUUUUCGCCUAUCCAUGGCUCUUGAAUCUUGUCUAUUCAAAUCAAAGGAAAAAAAUCGACUGUCGUUUUUUCCGGUAGAGUCCUAGGUAAUGAUCGAACUGAGCGGUACGUGAGCAUACGAUGUAAGUUAUAUUAUGAAAACACCGGUAGCGAAGCGUGAAUAAAGUUUUAAAAGAAUCCGAGACGCUUUAGCUACUGGUUAUUGACCAUGGAUGAUUUUGUUACCGAUAGCUAAUAAUUUCUACAUUUGACAGUUGCGCUACUUGCGCUUCCGCAAACAUUUCGAAGGUGGAUCGAGCAAUAGCUGUCGGUGCACACAUUUAAGUACAAGUACACCAAAUACGCAUUUAAAAAUUUAGUUAAAUUCUUCUACCACGAACAAUUGUAAUGACGUCUACGUUUUGCUGAGGAGUUUUCUGAAGAGAUGUGCGUCGCAUUGCAGCACCUUUAAGUCUCACCUAUUAAUUCACAUAUCUGAGUCUGUAAUAUUUCUUUCCCUCUUUCUCUUUAAUAAUUUAUACCUACGUUAGGUAUAGUCCAAAUCAAAUACGUAGGCCCGAUAGCCCUUGGCUUACCUACUCUUGGCCACAGCCUACCCUAAGGCAAAGAUGCGGCCUAUGAUGAAUUUGGCCAUUUUGAUUAGGGCAAACAUUACUACAUUAGCCCUUUUGUUAAGUUUCAAGUACCAUUAGGCCUUUGUAUUUGAUAUGGAGUAUACCUAACUACAGUAACUACAUUAUAAGUUAUAAU
Molecule: messenger RNA, 2365 nt
Organism: Leguminivora glycinivorella
Lineage: Eukaryota; Metazoa; Arthropoda; Insecta; Lepidoptera; Tortricidae
Product: multiple inositol polyphosphate phosphatase 1-like
Exons: 10
Coding region: 158-1573 (471 amino acids)
Molecular function (GO): acid phosphatase activity; inositol phosphate phosphatase activity
Source: RefSeq, a predicted model, not a curated record